Molecule: messenger RNA, 1734 nt
Organism: Colletes gigas
Lineage: Eukaryota; Metazoa; Arthropoda; Insecta; Hymenoptera; Colletidae
Exons: 3
Coding region: 979-1503 (174 amino acids)
Source: RefSeq, a predicted model, not a curated record
AUGCAAGAUAUGUAUAUCUACUCAUCAGGGUUGGGCAAAUUUUAUUCACAAAUAGCGAAUAAGAAUUUUAGAUUAACUUGUAAACUGAUAUUUUUCAACGGUUUCAUUUGCCUGGAUGCAGGUUUAAAAAAAUCUGUUUAAAAUUUGCUCAACUCUGUUACCUACCUAUCUAUAAUAUAUAUAUCGCAAUUAAUCGAUCUGUACGUCGACUGUUUCGACUCGAAUAAUCUAACUAUCGGUUCAUUCGUUCGAUUCGUUCGUUAAUCCAUUCGUCUUCUACUUAUCAAAAUUAUGACACCGCGUGUCACAAUAUGUGACGUUAAAUUCUCUUAUGCUGAACGUGUAGAUAAAUUGUCCAGUCCGUUUGGUCCUUGGCCAACGAAGGUUUCGAUGUUUCGAAAAUGAAAACUCAAAGUGUUUCGGUUCAAAAUUUAGAAAAUGUCGUGAAGCAAAUGGUGCACGAGGCGCUGGAAGAUAACGGUUAGUCUAGCGAAUAAUAUUACACACUAUCGAUUCUUUAAAAUUAUAUGUUCGAAUGCAGAGCAAGUGAUCAAGUUUCAUCGAAUGAUUUACGAGGAAUGGUAUUUUAAAAAAUUAUCCAACUCAAAAGAUACGGAGAUUCGGAAUGAAACACAACCGCUCGAAGAUAACGAACAAGUUCGUUCGUAUUGUGUAGCUUCUACAAUGUAGGGUGCUUUAUAAGUCCUGGGAUUUUCAUCGAUUAUUUUCAGAGUAUAUCGGCAACGGUUGCACAUCGUAGAUCGCGACGAUACAAAUACAAACAUCAAGGGAGUCGAUCUUCAACAAAUAUUGACUCAACAAGAAACAAAAUCGUGACAGAUAAUUCUUUGAUAGAUAAAAAGUCUUUGAACAUCAUCAAGGAUGUUUCGAUCGACGAAAAGAUCGAUGUAGUUUCGAACAAUUCCGUCGAAGUAACAUCUCGAUUGUCUCUAUAUCGUUCGCGUUAAUAUUCGCGAAAUGUAUAGACCCAGGUAUUUUUUCCAGCAAUUGGAUGAAAUUGUCGACCAUGAAAAUGAUACAAGAGUUAUUGAAAUUUGGAAUAACUCGUUCAGCCGUCCUAACCAAUCAAGAAACAAGACUGACAACGCCUUCAAGGAAACCCGCGUACACUGCCCCGACAAUAGACCAUCGAGGGAGCAACGGAUCAAAAAACUAAUAUCCUUCGAAGCUUGGAAGGAAAAGAAGACCAUACAGUAUCGACAAACACUUAAAAAGCAACAAUACGAAAAGCAACAACAACUGCUUGCAAAUCUGGAAAACAUGGAGCGAAGAAAAAUCGCUCUGCAGGAACAAGCGCGUAAAAGGCAGCAACAAAAAUAUCAGCGAAAUCAAAAACAAUCAAAGAAAUAUCUCGACGCAAUUAAACGAACAAAUGUUACUGUCGAAUCUAAUAAUGAAUCUACUGUCAAACCUACCGCGUUGGAAGAACAGAAAGACACGAAAUUGAAUAACGAUAGAAAGACGAGCUUGAUAACGCGGUAACACAUUCUAAAUUAAUUUCACACGAUUUCCUACCGAAAAGGAAAAAAGACAAAAUCAUUUAAAACUUUCCAGAAGACUGAAUAAUAUAAUGAAUAAUCGAAAGGACAUGAUAUCGUCGAUGCAAUAUUUAGAAGGUGUUACAUUUGAUUCCUGGUUAAAUCAAUUGAACUGGGUUCUGCACCAAAAGUAUUUACGCGAACGACGCCAUCUUGUACGGUCGUUCUACUGCCA